AUGCAACAUCCAACUGUUGUGGAAGCUGAAACACAAGCAACUCCAUCUACUCGUAAACUUCCAUCUAACCACAAAAAUGGAGUUGGCAGCAUCCAAAUAGCUAAGAAAAGGGCUAAGAAGGGUGGCAUGACCACUAAUUCAGCUAUAGCUAAUGUGUCAUCUCAACUUGGUGAGCUGAAACCGAUAUUAUUCAAAGCUGUGGAAGCACUUGGAUCCAUAACAGGUGAUCGAGAUGGUGACAACAGCAAGCAGGCUGCCUUGAUCAAGGAGAUAAGCAAGAUUGAUGGACUCACUCGUGGCCAAGUCAUUGAUGCUACUAUGGCUUUGGUAGACAAUGAUCCAAAGACUAAACUUUUCUAUGCUUUGGAAAGCGAUGAAGACCGAUGCUACUUCAUCAAGAAUCUGCUACGCUAA
Messenger RNA from Linum trigynum, 414 nucleotides. The record is from the annotation of a GenBank genome assembly. NCBI's taxonomy places the organism in Eukaryota, Viridiplantae, Streptophyta, Magnoliopsida, Malpighiales, Linaceae.